UUGCCGUAACCCCGGCGCUGCUGUUUCGUGCGCCCGUGGACCCGGAUGCGCCGAGCGGCGGCGGCGGCGGCGCGCUCGGGCCUCCCGGCUGUCCUGACGAGCGGAGCGCGGUUCGAGGUGUAGGGUGACUGGAACGGCGACAGCGGGGGGAAUAUUACAUUGGAUAGAAAAGGGAGGUGAUAAUGCACCAUGGCAGUGGUCCUCAGAAUGUCCAGCAUCAGCUGCAGAGGUCUAGGUCCUUCACUGGAAGUGAAGAGGAGCAGCCAACCCAUCCCAACUUACCCCCAUCGCCUGCAGCGCCUUUUGCUCCAUCAGCCAGCCCAUCUGCACCCCAGUCCCCUGGGUACCAGAUACAGCAGCUAAUGAGCAGAAGUCCUGUGGCUGGGCAGAAUGUGAACAUCACACUACAGAAUGUUGGCCCUGUUGUGGGAGGAAACCAGCAGAUCACACUGGCCCCUCUGCCACUGCCCAACCCCACCUCUCCAGGUUUUCAGUUUGGUGCACAGCAGAGGCGCUUUGAACAUGGCUCUCCAUCGUACAUUCAAGUUACUUCUCCCCUGUCGCAGCAGGUCCAGACUCAAAGCCCUACACAGCCUAGCCCUGGGCCAGGGCAGGCUCUGCAGAAUGUUCGUGCAGGUGCCCCAGGUCCUGGGCUGGGCAUCUGCAGCAGCAGCCCCACUGGAGGCUUUGUGGAUGCCAGUGUGCUUGUGAGGCAAAUCAGCUUAAGCCCCUCAAGUGGUGGUCACUUUGUAUUUCAGGAGGCACCAGGCCUGACGCAGAUGGCCCAGGGAGCUCAGGUUCAACUCCAGCAUUCAGGAGCCCCCAUCGCUGUCCGAGAACGGAGACUCUCCCAACCUCAUGCACAGUCGGGAGGCACUAUCCACCAUCUAGGGCCUCAGAGUCCUGCAGCUGCAGGAGGCACUGGAUUGCAACCUUUGGCCAGCCCAAACCACAUCACCACGGCCAGCCUGCCACCCCAAAUCAGCAGCAUUAUUCAGGGCCAGUUGAUACAGCAACAGCAGCAGGUGCUUCAGGGACAGCCACUGAACAGAUCUCUGGGAUUUGAGAGGCCACCAGGUGUGCUGCUCCCUGGCGUUGGGGGGCCUUCAGCAUUUGGGAUGACAUCCCCACCAACACCUACCAGUCCAUCCAGAACCACCAUGCCUCCAGGCCUUUCUAGUGUGCCUCUCACAUCUUUGGGAAGCUCAGGAAUGAAGAAGGCUCCCAAGAAGUUGGAGGAGAUCCCUCCAGCUUCCCAGGAGAUGGCACAGAUGAGGAAGCAGUGCCUGGACUACCACUACAAGGAGAUGGAGGCACUUAAGGAAGUCUUCAAGGAGUACCUGAUCGAACUGUUCUUCUUGCAACAUCUUCAGGGGAACAUGAUGGAUUUCUUGGCUUUUAAAAAGAAGCACUAUGCCCCUUUACAAGCAUAUCUUAGGCAGAAUGAUUUGGAUAUUGAAGAGGAGGAGGAGGAAGAGGAGGAAGAAGAGAAAUCUGAAGUUAUCAAUGAUGAGCACCAAGCCCUGACUGGGAGUCUAGUGGUGGGGGCUGGCAGUGCCACAGAAGCCGACCCCUUUAAGAGGCAGCAGGUGAUGCCACCUACAGAGCAGUCUAAGAGACCUCGUCUUGAAGUGGGUCAUCCAGGGGUAGUUUUCCAGCAUCCAGGGGUGAAUGCAGGAGUCCCUCUGCAGCAGUUAAUGCCGACAGUCCAAGGAGGGAUGCCCCCAACUCCUCAGGCUACACAGCUCACUGGACAGAAGCAGAGCCAGCAACAGUAUGACCCUUCCACAGGGCCUCCUGUGCAGAAUGCUGCCAGCUUGCAUACCCCACCGCCACAGCUCCCUGCGAGGCUGCCCCCGGCCAGUGUCCCAGCCACAGCCCUCCCUUCCACCUUACAGUUUUCACAGCAGUCACAGAUGGUGGAAGCUCCAACUCAGCUGCAAAUCCCAGUGAAGACUCAACAGCUGAAUGCCCCUAUCCCUGCCCCCCUGCCCAGCCAGCUUGCUGCUCCUCCUCCACAGCCUGCUCAGCCAGCCCUCCACGUUCCGAUGCCCGGGAAGGCGCAGAUGCAGACCUCUCAACUUUCUUCCCAGACCCAGACAGUAGCAUCGACCAGGCCCCCUCUGGACUCUACCCAGCCCUGCCAGCGGUCUCUGUCCACUUCCUCUUCUUCCUCAUCCCUUGUACCUGUGAGUGGCUCAGGCCCUGGACCCUCGCCUGCUCGUUCUUCACCAGUGAACAGACCCUCUUCUGCUACCAGCAAGGCUCUGUCUCCCAUCACUUCCCGGUCUCCAGGGGCAGCAGUGUCAGCUCCCCCCAAGCCACAGAGUCCUGCUCAGAAUGCAGCCUCAUCCCAGGAUGGUUCUCAGGAUAAGCUGGCAGAACAAAUAACACUGGAAAACCAGAUCCAUCAGCGAAUAGCAGAUUUAAGGAAGGAAGGCUUGUGGUCCCUAAGGCGGCUGCCAAAGCUUCAAGAGGCUCCUCGCCCUAAGUCUCAUUGGGAUUAUCUGCUGGAAGAGAUGCAGUGGAUGGCCACAGACUUUGCCCAGGAGCGGAGGUGGAAGUUGGCUGCUGCUAAGAAGCUUGUCAGAACUGUAGCCCGACAUCAUGAGGAAAGGAAACUUCGUGAGGAAAGAGGGAAGAAGGAAGAACAGAGCAGACUGAGACGCAUUGCUGCUACCACUGCCCGUGAAAUAGAAUAUUUUUGGUCAAAUAUUGAACAGGUUGUGGAAAUAAAACUACAAGUAGAAUUAGAAGAGAAAAGGAAAAAAGCCUUAAAUUUACAGAAAGUUUCCAAAAGAGGGAAAGAAUCCAGACUAAAGGGAUUUGAUACAUCACCAGAACACUUCCUGGAUCUAGGACUACCUGGGAGGAAAAGAAAAGCUAGCACAUCUUUGACUGACGAUGAAGUGGAAGAUGAAGAAGAGACCAUCGAAGAGGAGGAAGCACAUGAAGGGCUUGUAGACCACCACACAGAACUUUCUAAUCUGGCCAAAGAAGCUGAAUUGCCCUUAAUUGAUUUGAUGAAGUUGUAUGAAGGUGCCUUUCUGCCAAAUUUUCAGUGGCCACAGCCUGAGCUUGAUCAUGAAGAGUCAAGCGGGGAAGAGGAUGUGGAUGACUGUCCUAGUGACAGGGAGAGCCGCAGGGACUCAGUUCUCAUUGACUCACUCUUCAUAAUGGAUCAGUUUAAAGCUGCGGAGAGAAUGAACAUUGGAAAAUCCAACACCAAGGACAUCACAGAAGUUACUGCUGUGGCUGAAGCCAUUCUCCCUAAGGGCAGUGCCCGGGUCACAACUGCGGUGAAGUUUAGUGCUCCAUCUUUGCUUUAUGGUGCUCUCCGAGACUAUCAGAAGAUAGGCCUUGACUGGUUGGCCAAGCUAUACCGGAAGAAUCUCAAUGGCAUAUUAGCUGAUGAAGCUGGGCUUGGGAAAACUGUGCAGAUCAUUGCUUUCUUUGCUCAUCUUGCAUGUAAUGAAGGUAAUUGGGGCCCUCAUCUUGUUGUCAUGAGGAGUUGUAACAUACUCAAGUGGGAGCUUGAGUUGAAACGCUGGUGUCCUGGCCUCAAAACUCUUUCUUAUGUUGGCAGCCACAGAGAACUCAAAGCAAAGAGACAGGAGUGGACUGAGCCCAACAGCUUCCACAUCUGCAUCACAUCCUAUAAGCAGUUCUUCAGGGGCUACACUGCCUUCUCAAGGGUGCACUGGAAAUGCCUUGUCAUUGAUGAAAUGCAGCGAGUGAAGGGUAUGACUGAGCGGCAUUGGGACGCCAUCUUCAAAUUGCAGAGCCAGCAACGCCUGCUUCUGAUCGACGUGCCUCUGCACAACACUUUCCUGGAGCUCUGGACCAUGGUACACUUUCUCAUUCCUGGUAUCUCCAGGCCUUACCUGAGCUUCCCCCUGAAGGCUCCCAACGAGGAAAACCAGGAUUACUAUCACAAAAUGGUCAUAAGAUUACACAGGGUCACACAGCCAUUUAUUUUGAGGAGAACCAAGAGAGAUGUGGAGAAACAGCUGACCAGGAAGUAUGAGCAUGUUUUAAAGUGCCGCCUUUCUAGUCGGCAAAAGGCCUUGUAUGAGGAUGUCAUCCUACAACCUAGGACUCAGGAAGCUCUGAAGAGUGGGCACUUUGUCAGUGUCUUGAGUGUCUUGACACGACUACAGCGGAUCUGUAACCAUCCUGGACUGGUAGAGCCACGGGUACCAGGCUCCUCCUAUGCAGCAGGCUCUCUGCAGUAUCGGUCAGCCUCUCUAGUUCUCAGAGUUCUGGAGAGAGAGUUCUGGAAGGAAACCGAUCUUUCUAUAUUUGAUCUCAUUGGGCUAGAAAAUAAAAUCACUCGCCAUGAGGCUGAAUUACUGUGUAAGAAAAAAGUGACUCGGAAACUCAUGGAGGAAGUCUUUGCUUCACCACCUCCAACAGCCCGGCCAGCAGCCAUGAAGCUCAAGGCCAGCAGGUUAUUUCAGCCUGUGCAGUACGGCCAGAAGCCCGAGGGUCGCACCGUGGCAUUCCCCAGCACACAUCCACCUCGGAUGGCAACCACCAAUGCAGCCACUGCUGCCCCACAGGGCCAGGUUCGAGGACGGCCACCGAUUGCUACCUUUUCUGCCAACCCAGAUGCAAAAGCAGCAGCAGCCCCGUUUCAGAACUCUCAGGCUUCCAUCGGUGCGCCUCGACACCAACCCACCUCGACCUCCAGCACAGCAGCAGGCCCAGCCCAUCCUUCGAAACUGCGGGCUCAGACCGCUGUCCAGGCCUCCACCCCAGGCCCACCCCUGCCCCCGCCCCAGGCCCCCUCGCUGGUGGCCGGGCAGAGCGCACCGCCCCAGCGGCUGGUGCUUACCUCGCAGGCCCAGGCCCGCUUGCCCAGUGGGGAAGUAGUGAAAAUAGCUCAGCUGGCAUCCAUUGCAGGGCCACAGAGCCGUGUUGCCCAGCCAGAGACACCUGUGACACUGCAGUUCCAGGGAAACAAGUUCACCUUGUCACAUAGCCAGCUGCGGCAGCUAACAGCAGGCCAACCUCUGCAGCUGCAAGGUAGUGUACUCCAGAUCGUGUCAGCCCCUGGGCAGCCCUACCUGCGAGCCCCUGGCCCCGUGGUGAUGCAGACCGUGUCUCAGGCAGGCGCUGUGCAUGGCGCCCUGGGAAGCAAGCCCCCAACCAGUGGCCCUAGCCCCGCACCCUUGACCCCACAAGUUGGUGUUCCGGGUCGAGUAGCAGUGAGUGCUAUGGCUGUUGGAGAACCUGGGCUAGCUUCCAAACCAGCGUCUCCUGCUGCAGGGCCCACCCAGGAGGAAAAAAACAGACUUUUGAAGGAACGGUUGGACCAGAUGCAUUUUGUCAAUGACCGGCGCUGUUCCCAAGCUCCAGUGUAUGGGAGAGACUUGCUGAGGAUUUGUUCCCUGCCUGGCAGAAGGAAGAGGCCUUUGUGCUGGUCUUUGGAUAGCAACCUGGGGAAGGGUUCCAGAGCAGCAAACUGUUACUCAUCAGCCUCAAAAAGCAAAGGAGAUCUGAUUGUGACAUUGAGUCAGCGUCAAGAAUCUCUUCAGGAUGUUCUUGACAGGGUGGCCUGUGUGAUUCCUCCAGUAGUGGCUACACCACCCUCCCUGUGGGUGGCGAGGCCACCCUCACUGUAUAGCAACAGGUUGCAAGCUCUGAGGCAGUGCUUGAGGGAGCACACCCGCCCCUACCACCGGCAGCUGCAGCAGCUCACAACGCUACGCUCACUGCAGUUCCCAGAGCUGAGGCUGGUACAGUUCGACUCAGGGAAGUUAGAAGCUUUAGCAAUCCUGCUACAGAAACUGAAAUCUGAAGGACGUCGAGUGUUGAUUUUAUCGCAGAUGGUUCUUAUGCUGGACAUUUUAGAGAUGUUCUUGAACUUCCAUUAUCUCACCUAUGUACGGAUUGAUGAAAAUGCCAACAGUGAACAACGGCAGGAGCUGAUGAGGAGUUUCAACAGAGACAGGAGGAUUUUCUGUGCCCUUCUCUCUACCCAUAGCCGUGCCACUGGCAUAAACCUUGUUGAGGCUGACACCGUGGUAUUUUAUGACAAUGACCUAAAUCCUGUUAUGGAUGCCAAAGCCCAGGAGUGGUGUGAUAGAAUUGGAAGGUGCAAGGACAUCCAUAUAUACAGGCUUGUCAGUGGCAAUUCUAUUGAAGAGAAAUUGUUGAAAAAUGGAACUAAAGAUUUGAUACGGGAAGUAGCUGCUCAGGGAAAUGACUACUCGAUGGCAUUCUUGACUCAGCGAACUAUCCAGGAGCUGUUUGAAGUAUAUUCACCCAUGGAUGAUGCCGGCUUUCCUGUGAAAGCUGAAGAAUUCGUGGUGCUUUCUCAGGAACCCUCUGUCAGCGAAACCAUCGCACCCAAGAUUGCGAGACCUUUCAUAGAGGCCCUCAAGAGCAUUGAGUAUCUGGAGGAAGACGCCCAGAGGUCCACAGCAGAAGCUAUGCCUGGAUCCAGCACUGGAGUUGUGUCCUCAGACUCAGACAGUCCUAGAUAUGAGGAGGAGCCAUCCCAGCUGGAAGAGCUGGCUGACUUUAUGGAACAGCUUACACCAAUUGAAAAAUAUGCAUUGAAUUACUUGGAAUUGUUCCAUACGACCAUUGAACAAGAAAAAGAGAGAAGCAGUGAGGAUUUGGUGAUGGCAUCAGUGAGGGACUGGGAAUUCCGCAAUGCUAGGGCCCUACAGGAAAGGGAGGUCCAGCUGCAGCUUGAACAGGAAGAGGCAGAGCUUCUCACCUACACUCGGGAGGACGCCUACAGCAUGGAGUAUGUUUAUGAAGAUGCUGAUGGGCAGACAGAAGUCAUGCCGCUCUGGACACCACCCACUCCUCCUCAGGAUGACAAUGACAUCUACAUUGACUCAGUUAUGUGUCUCAUGUAUGAGACCACACCUAUCCCAGAAGCUAAGCUGCCUCCUGUUUAUGUGAGGAAGGAGCGCAAGCGACACAAAACAGAUCCAUCAGCUGCAGGCAGGAAGAAGAAGCAGCGGCAUGGUGAGGCAGUAGUCCCACCACGAUCUUUGUUUGACCGGGCGACACCUGGCAUGUUGAAAAUCCGACGUGAAGGCAAGGAGCAGAAGAAGAACCUGCUGCUGAAGCAGCAGACACCCUUCGCCAAGCCUCUGCCUACCUAUGUCAAGUCCUCAGGGGAGCCUGCCCAGGACAGUCCCGACUGGCUCAUUGGCGAGGACUGGGCCCUGCUACAGGCUGUAAAGCAGUUACUUGAGCUGCCAUUGAACCUCACGAUUGUGUCACCUGCCCACACUCCUAAUUGGGACCUUGUCAGUGACGUUGUCAAUUCCUGUAGCCGAAUCUACCGCUCUUCUAAGCAGUGCCGGAAUCGUUAUGAGAACGUCAUCAUUCCCAGAGAAGAGGGGAAGAGUAAAAACAACCGUCCACUCCGCACCAGCCAGAUUUAUGCCCAGGAUGAGAACGCCACUCACACCCAGCUGUAUACAAGCCACUUUGACCUGAUGAAAAUGACAGCUGGCAAGAGAAGCCCCCCAAUCAAGCCUCUGCUUGGCAUGAAUCCGUUUCAGAAGAACCCCAAGCAUGCCUCUGUGCUGGCAGAAAGUGGAAUCAACUAUGACAAGCCAUUGCCUCCCAUUCAAGUUGCUUCUCUCCGUGCAGAGCGAAUUGCAAAAGAGAAAAAGGCUUUGGCUGAUCAGCAGAAGGCACAGCAGCCACCAGUGACACAGCCGCCCCCACAGCAGCAGCAGCAACAGCAACCCCCACCACCUCCACAGCAGCCACCACCACCACUGCCACAGCCACAGGCAACAGGCAGCCAGCCACCAGCAGGACAGCCUGCUGUCCAACCCCAGCCCCAGGUCCAGGCCCAGCCACAGCCUGUGCAGGCACAGUCAAAGGGGCAACCUACGAUGACAACUGUAGGCAGUGCUGCUGUGCUGGCAGGAACCAUUAAGACAUCAGUCACUGGAACAAGCAUCCCAACAGGCACUGUGAGUGGAAAUGUGAUUGUGAACACAAUAGCGGGUGUACCUGCCGCUACCUUCCAGUCCAUUAACAAGCGUCUGGCAUCACCUGUGGCUCCUGGAGCUUUGACUACAUCUGGAGGUUCUGCUCCUGCUCAGGUGGUCCACACCCAGCAACGAGCAGUUGGUUCCCCAGCCACUGCCACCACUGACCUGGUGUCCAUGACAACAACUCAGGGUGUUCGAGCAGUCACUUCCGUGACAGCCUCAGCUGUGGUCACUACCAACCUGACUCCAGUACAGACCCCAACCCGGUCUUUAGUGACCCAAGUGUCCCAAGCCACAGGAGUUCAACUACCUGGAAAAACCAUCACUCCUGCUGCCCAUUUCCAGCUUCUUAGGCAGCAGCAGCAACAGCAGCAGCAGCAGCAGCAACAGCAGCAACAGCAGCAGCAGCAGCAGCAGACCUCCCAGGUGCAAGUUCCACAGCUCCAGGGCCAGGCCCAGUCCCCUGCACAGAUCAAAGCUGUGGGCAAGCUGGCACCGGAACAUAUCAUCAAGAUGCAGAAACAGAAGAUGCAGCUGCCACCACAGCCCCCAACACCGCAAGCCCAGCAAGGUCCCCCACAGCAGCCGGCACAAGUGCAAGUGCAGACCCCACAGCCCCCACAGCAGCAACAGAGUCCUCAGCUCACCACUGUCACAGCCCCACGGCCUGGGGCUUUACUCACGGGCACCACCGUGGCCAACCUCCAGGUGGCCCGGCUUACCCGGGUCCCUACUUCUCAGCUGCAGGCACAAGGGCAGAUGCAAACUCAGACGCCUCAACCUGCUCAGGUGGCUUUGGCAAAACCUCCAGUGGUAUCUGUCCCAGCAGCUGUGGUCUCCUCACCAGGGGUCACGACCCUGCCUAUGAAUGUUGCAGGGAUCAGCGUGGCAAUUGGACAGCCACAAAAAAACAGCGGGCAGACUGUCGUGGCCCAACCUGUGCAUGUUCAGCAGCUGCUGAAGCUCAAGCAGCAGGCAGUACAGCAGCAAAAGGCCAUCCAGCCACAAGUUGCCCAGGGCCAGGCUGCUGUCCAGCAGAAGCUAACCACCCAACAGAUCACUGCUCAGGGCCCACAGCAGAAGGUUGCCUAUGCUGCCCAACCAGCCCUUAAAACCCAGUUUCUGACCACACCCAUCUCUCAAGCCCAGAAACUGGCUGGGACUCAACAGGUGCAGACACAAAUCCAGGUUGCAAAACUUCCUCAAGUUGUGCAGCAACAAACACCUGUGGCUAGCAUCCAGCAGGUCGCAUCAGCUUCUCAGCAGGCUUCUCCACAGACAGUGACACUCACACAGGCAACAGCAGCAGGACAACAGGUGCAGAUGAUCCCAACCGUAACUGCAACAGCCCAGGUGGUGCAGCAGAAGCUCAUUCAGCAGCAGGUCGUAACUACAGCCUCUGCCUCACUGCAGACCCCUGGUGGUCCAAGCCCAGCACAGCUUCCAGCCAGCUCCGACAGCCCAAGCCAGCAGCCCAAGUUGCAGAUGCGAGUCCCUGCUGUGAGGUUGAAGACACCCACCAAGCCUCCAUGCCAAUAGGAAGGAAACUGGUUGGUACUGUGGCAAGACUGUUUUAUCAGAAUGUUAUACUGUUUCUGGACUUUGGGAUCUGCUGCCUCGGUUGGCCCAAGUUGUUUGACUUUCUCCUAUGUGUAUGGGCUAGCUGACAGUUGCAGUCUUUAGUGGUUUCACUGUUUGGUGAGUGCCCGCCAUCAGUCUUUUUAAAAGCCCUUUAGAGUUUAAUAGUGCACACUACUUAGUACGUGGUAGGGGCAGCAUGUCCUACAUCAGGCUCUAGCUCAGAUAUGGUCUUUGGUGCCAUUGUUCAGGGAGACACAACAUAGGCUUUCAGCAAGAGAGAUGACAGCAGACCACCAGAGCCUCUCCUUUGGUCCGGUAGGGCACGAAGUCCUGGAUUGCAUCAUCAGCACCCAUCUUGCCCCAGUGAGCAAUUGCUUUCCUUUGACUGAGGCUCUGGGACUGACACCAUCUCUGUAUAGCCCUUUUACAGUAUUCUUGUGGCAAGCUAGUGUGGCUCUCAGGUACUGAACACAUGUAUAUAUGUGGCAGGUGAGGCAGCCUGGGGUAGUUGGUGCCAAGGUUAGCUGUUCCCUUACUGUUGUUCUCUAGUCUGGAGAACUUAAUUCUCCUUAGGAAAGCAUCUGUUGUGCCAUCCCCCAGCAGCUCUUUAUGGGUUUUAGAUGUCUUGACUAAGCAACAACUAGUAUGCCUGGUUGUACCUAUCAUGGCUGUUGCAGUGACAGGCCUGCAGUUUAAGGAGAAAGGGUUAGAAUGGAAUUCAGGCCUAUGUUCACUCUUCUUACCACUGUAAGGUGACUUGUGUGGCAUAUGGGCAUAACAGGCUGAUUGUGCCUUCUUACCUGCCAGAGUUUAAGGUUCAUGUUCCACAUCAGUGCCUGUUUUAUGGCCUGAAGUUACAGCAGCCUUGAAGACAGAGUUGUUUAUUGUUUGAGUAUUCUUCCCUGUCAUGUCCAUCCCGCCUUUUGUGUGCUGUGUGAGCAGGAAUAUGACAAUACAUCCUGAAGCCCACCUAGAACUCACUUUUGAGGUCUUAAUGUGAAAGUAGCAAUUAGGUGUUGAAAAACCUGAAGAGGUUUAAUAUUUCCUGAACUAUAAACCUGUCCUAUAUGUGAUCUACAAGCAACAAUCCCAUCAUUUUGGCUUGGUGUGUGCUGUUGAGGGAAGAACCUUUGGAGUUCCCUGGCUUCCAGCAGCAAUUCCUGUUCCCCAUAGUCUUCAGACAGAACUGAGUUCAAUGGAGUCCUCUCUCAACAUCACACUCACCCUUCUCCAUCCUUCCCACUGUUGUGACAGCACACCUUAGUGUGCCCAAGCCAAGUGGUUGAUGGGAGUCUUCAUUUUUGGCAGUUACUUUCAUUCAUUUUUCAACCAGAUAGCUUGUUUGUUUUGUUUUUUUUUUAAUGUAAGAAACAGGACUGAAAUUGUAAAUACUUUGUAAACACAAGCAUUUGUACUUGAAUAGGAUUUUAAAAGGACACUGAUGUCCUACCAAGCAAAGGCUAAUAAAAGUGACCUUUCUACA
This is a messenger RNA of Mesocricetus auratus (golden hamster), 11040 nucleotides long. It is a transcript of the gene Ep400, whose product is annotated as E1A binding protein p400. Gene Ontology annotation, molecular function: ATP binding; ATP-dependent chromatin remodeler activity. The transcript has 53 exons. NCBI's taxonomy places the organism in Eukaryota, Metazoa, Chordata, Mammalia, Rodentia, Cricetidae. Bases 183 to 9515 code for a protein of 3110 amino acids. The record is from RefSeq and is a predicted model, not a curated record.